Psammomys obesus (fat sand rat) is the source of this 3715-nucleotide messenger RNA. It is a transcript of the gene Acap1, whose product is annotated as ArfGAP with coiled-coil, ankyrin repeat and PH domains 1. The transcript has 21 exons. The record is from RefSeq and is a predicted model, not a curated record. Gene Ontology annotation, molecular function: protein binding; GTPase activator activity. Gene Ontology annotation, cellular component: cytoplasm. NCBI's taxonomy places the organism in Eukaryota, Metazoa, Chordata, Mammalia, Rodentia, Muridae. The coding region runs from base 1236 to 3659 and encodes 807 amino acids.
GGUGAGGGCAGCCUUCCCCAGCCCUUACCACUCUCAUGGUGGACAAUAAAGAGAACAGCAGGAAUCUGAUGCUGGGAGUUGGCUGUCCAGACUAGGAGUGUGAGGGGGUCCGUACACAGUGGACAGGAAGGCAGAGCCGAGAGAAGGAAGCGGAGAGCAACCAAGGGACGGGGCUCCUAAGCACGUAGGGGCUAAGGCAGCAAAGGCACAAAUCUGAAGACAGUUUGUUCUAGUACUGAGACCCUGUUUCAAACAUUAAACCUAGGGUUCUAAAAGUCGCUAUUAGUUCUCUCACUUAAUAUGGCGUACCCGGUGAGGUCAGAGGAACUUCCAGAAUUACUUCACUGUGGCUUCUGGGGAUCAGACUCUGUUUGUCAGGCUUGCUGCGUGGCAAACACUUUUAUGCUGUGAGCCACUUUGCCGGCCCCAAACCUAGGAUCUUGAAUGGGCCCAAGCUUGCAGCAGGAUGGCAGUGUCUGACAAUUAAUUUAACAUAAAUGUAUUAACAUCAUUUUUUUGUUUGUUUUUCGAGACAAGGUUUCUCUGUGUAGCCCUGGCUAUCCUGGAACUUGCUCUGUAGACCAGGCUGGCCUCGAACUCAGAGAUCUGCCUGCCGAGUGCUGGGAGUAAAGGUGUGCACCCCCACUGCCCAGCUUUGUAACAGGGUUUUUAUCUCCCAGAUGAGGAAGCUGAAGGGUCACAGGUAUAUAGUGGACAGGGCCCACUGUGAGCCCUGGCUAGCCUAGAACUUGUUCUGUAGACCACUGGCUCUGACCUCACAGAGGGCCACCUGCCUCUGCUCUAGUUAAAGGCGCGUGCCACCACGCCCUAGUGAGCACAUGGAGUGUGAAGUGGCCGAGGCAGAGUUUGACACUAGACCAUCACAGCCCCCUCAAACACUUAUUCACCAAAGGAGAAAGACAGGGGAAACACCAGGGUCCCAGAAGGAAGAUGACAGCAGCCUGUCUCUGGGGGUGGGGCUGUGGUUUCUCUGAUCUCAGCACCCCCUCUACGCUGGCCCCGCCCCUGCCCCUCCCAGAGCCGCCCUGAAGUGGCGAGGUGAGAGUGCCUCCUUGCUCACCCCUCUCCCUUUGGGGAGAGCACUGCAGACCCAGGCCCCACCUACCAGAGGACCUCUUCUCCCUCAUCGGUACCCUCCUGGGGGUAGGUGCAUCUGCCUACAUCCACACCUGCCUGGCCUCCAGGACCCCUGGGGCCAAAGCAGGUCAUCUGAGAUGACGGUCAAGCUAGAUUUUGAAGAAUGUCUCAAGGAUUCACCCCGAUUCCGAGCCUCCAUUGAGCGGGUGGAAGCUGAAGUGUCAGAACUGGAGACCCGCCUGGAAAAGCUCCUCAAGCUGGGCUCCUGCCUCCUGGAGAGUGGGCGGCACUACCUCGCUGCCAGCCGUGCCUUCGUUGCUGGCAUUUGUGACCUGGCCCACCUGGGUACGCCGGAGCCCAUGAUGGCGGUAGGUGAUGGUUCUGAGGCGGGGCUGUGGGGCGGGGACUGGGAUGGAGAGAUGCUGUGGAAGAGGAGGGCUGACCUGGGUCUGCAGGGCCAGGCCAGGGCAACGCUGGGGCCCUCCUCCGAGAUGCUCCAGCCUCCGAGACCUGGACUUGUGCAGACCUUGACGUCCCUACUUGGGACUUCCUCUGUGGUUUCUCUUGCCCAGGAAUGUCUGGAAAAAUUCACUGUGAGUCUGAGCCACAAGCUGGAUAGCCAUGCUGAGCUUCUUGAUGCCACUCAGCACACCCUGCAGCAGCAAAUCCAGACUCUGGUCAAGGAAGGUCUCCGGGAUUUUCGAGAGGCCCGCAGGGAUUUCUGGAGAGGAGCUGAGAGCUUGGAGGCUGCUCUUACCCACAAUGCAGAGGUCCCCAGGCGCCGCGUUCAAGAAGCAGAGGAUGCCGGGACUGCUUUGAGGACCGCUCGAUUUGGGUACCGGAGUCGGGCAUUGGAUUAUGCCCUGCAGGUCAACGUGAUUGAGGAUAAGAGGAAGUUUGACAUCAUGGAGUUCGCACUGCGUUUGGUAGAGGCCCAGGCUACCUAUUUCCAGCAGGGCCAUGAAGAGCUUAACCAGCUGGCACAGUAUCGGAAGGAGUUGGGUGCCCAGUUGCACACCCUGGUCUUGAACUCAGCUCGUGAGAAGAGAGACAUGGAACAGAGGCACGUGUUACUGAAGCAGAAGGAGCUGGGUGGUGAGGAGCCAGAGCCCAGCCUAAAGGAGGGGCCCUGUGGCUUGGUAAUGGAAGGACAUCUUUUCAAACGAGCCAGCAAUGCAUUUAAGACCUGGAGCAGACGCUGGUUCAGCAUUCAGAACAACCAGCUGGUUUACCAGAAGAAAUAUAAGGACCCCGUGACCGUGCUGGUGGACGACCUGCGUCUCUGUACGGUGAAGCACUGUCCAGACUCAGAAAGGCGCUUCUGCUUCGAAGUAGUGUCCACCAGCAAGUCCUGCCUCCUCCAGGCCGACUCAGAGCGUCUCCUGCAGCUGUGGAUCAGUGCUGUUCAGAGCAGCAUCGCCUCAGCCUUCAGCCAGGCCCACCUCGAGAACAGCCCUCGGGGGCCAGGCCAGGUCUCAGGACACCUUGCCUUGGGCUCUGCGGCUACUCUGGGCGGUGGUGGGCCAGCCCGGGGAAGGGAGCCUGGGGGGACUGGGCAGGUGGCUGCCCAGGUACAGAGCGUAGACGGGAACGCGCAGUGCUGCGACUGCAGGGAGCCAGCCCCAGAGUGGGCCAGCAUCAACCUGGGGGUCACGCUCUGCAUCCAGUGCUCCGGCAUCCACAGAAGCCUUGGUGUGCACUUCUCCAAAGUGCGGUCCCUGACUCUCGACUCGUGGGAACCAGAGCUAGUGAAGCUUAUGUGUGAGCUGGGGAAUGUAGUCAUCAACCAGAUCUAUGAGGCCCGGGUGGACGCCAUGGCGGUGAAGAAGCCGGGACCCAGCUGCUCCCGGCAGGAAAAGGAAGCCUGGAUUCACGCCAAAUAUGUGGAGAAAAAGUUCCUGACCAAGCUUCCUGAAAUUCGGGGGCGGAGAGGUGGCAGGGCACCGCCGAGAGGACAUCCUCCUGUGCCCCCAAAGCCCUCCAUCAGGCCACAGCCAGGGGCCGUCAGACCCAAGACAGAGUCCCCGUGUGAUGACACGGGCAGCCUGCACCCUGGGGCGCUGCUGUUUCAAGCCUCUGGACACCCCCCGUCUCUUCCCACCAUGGCUGAUGCCCUGGCCCACGGAGCUGAUGUCAACUGGGUCAAUGCGAGUCAGAGGAAUGCCACACCUCUGAUCCGGGCCACGGCCGCUAAUUCUCUCCUGGCCUGUGAGUUUCUUCUCCAGAACGGGGCGAAUGUUAACCAAGCAGACGGUGCCGGCCGGGGCCCGCUCCACCACGCCACCAUUCUUGGCCACACAGGGCUCGCUUGCCUGUUCCUGAAACGGGGUGCAGACCUGGGGGCUCUCGACACGGAAGGCAGGGACCCACUGACCAUUGCAAUGGAAACUGCCAACGCUGACAUCGUAACCCUGCUAAGGCUGGCAAAGAUGAGGGAGACGGAAGCGGCUCAGGGCCAGGCAGGAGACGAGACGUAUCUCGACAUAUUCCGAGACUUCUCCCUCAUGGCGUCAGACGACCCAGAGAAACUGCGCCGGAGUCACGACCUCCACACCCUUUGACUCCAGACCCUCCCAACCCUGCCCCGGCCUGUUCUCCAUUAAAGUCUCAGCUUUGC